UAACAUUGAUCAGUCGGUAUUGAUGAUGAUGAUUUAUGAAAAAAUACCAAGUAUUUGGGAUAAGAUUUCAAAUGAAGGCAAGUGCUUUUGGGAAAAUAAUCAGCAAGAAGAACUGCCCCAUAUGACACUUGUUACAAGUCAUUGGUUUUUGACCAUGUUUAUUAAUAUUCUGCCUAUUGAGACUGUACUUCGCAUUUGGGAUUGCUUCUUUUUGUAAGUGUAAAUACUAUGACUGAUAUAAAUAAACCUAAACUAUCAUAGUGAGGGACACACUGUGUUAUUUCAAGCUGCUUUAACCAUUAUUCAAAUGAAUCAAGAAAGAAUUUCAAUGAUCAAAGAUCCAAUUGAAAUUUUUCAAAUCCUUCAAAAUAUGCCUAAAAGACUUAUUGAUUGCCACAGUUUCAUGGAUCAUGUCUUUUCACCUUCCAAUUUAUUUUCAACCAUCAACCCAUCUGAUAUUUCAAUCAAAAGAGAAUAUUUUAAUGAUAGGCUCAGGCAGCACUGUCAAUCAAAGAAGAGAUUCUAGUAAAUAAUGUAAAUAAAUAUAUUCAUGCAUAUCAUAGCAUCAUUAGUUGUUUCAAAAUCUACUGUCUUGAUGCACAUUGUCAUGUACUGGGAACAUUGUUGUUAUGUA
Molecule: messenger RNA, 634 nt
Organism: Gilbertella persicaria
Lineage: Eukaryota; Fungi; Mucoromycota; Mucoromycetes; Mucorales; Choanephoraceae
Exons: 3
Coding region: 308-526 (72 amino acids)
Source: RefSeq, a predicted model, not a curated record